This is a messenger RNA of Panicum virgatum (switchgrass), 2069 nucleotides long. RefSeq lists its product as uncharacterized. Bases 402 to 2069 code for a protein of 555 amino acids. The transcript is spliced from 2 exons. Lineage: Eukaryota; Viridiplantae; Streptophyta; Magnoliopsida; Poales; Poaceae. The record is from RefSeq and is a predicted model, not a curated record.
UUCUCAUGAAACCUCACCAUUUUUGAUGUAUUGGCUCCACCAACUUAUUCUAAGGUUAGUAGCCAUCAAUUCAUUGGCUUUGUACCCAUUUUCUUGGGAUUAAUGAUGCAUUUCGUGAUGAAUUGAUCAAGGAGGGUUUUUUUCUCCAUUUUUGGAUCAUUUCUCAUCAUUGGAGCUUCUUUUUUUGUUGUUUGAGUGAACCAACUUGUGAUAGGUUUGUAGCUAGCAAUCCAUUUGAUUCAUAGCCUUUAUCUUAGGAUUAGUCAUUCAUUUUGUGAUGAAUUGAUCAAGGAGAGUCUCUUUUUCUUCACUUUAGGAUAAAUUCUCAUGAACACUCUUCAUGAAGUCAUCAUGGAGGCUCAUUAAAUUUUGAGGACUGGACUUCACAUAUUUGAUUCAAGAUGAAUCGAGGUUGGAUGUACGGUACAAAGGCUGGAAAUUUGGAUUUUGUCAAUGGUGUGGACUCGUUUGUGCAGACUGCCAAGGCACACAAGAAUCUACAAGAUGAUGGCUACGUGUAUUGCCCAUGCAUUGAUUGCAAAAAUCAGAAGCAGUUUGGCAAUGUUGAGCAGAUCCGCUUUCAUAUGUUAUUUAGAGGUUUUAUGCCCAACUACCAAGUUUGGAACAAGCACGGUGAGGUUGGUGAGACAAUGCACUCCGUCCAUGAGGACAGGCAUGAAACAGUGGAGGAAACAACUAACCCGGAAAUAGUAGAGGAAACCGGACAUGAAAGUGUAAAUGAAACCAUGCAGGAAACAUUAGUUGCUGAUGAUGUUGUGGAUGCACUAGACCAGAUGAUACGUGAUGCGGAACCGGACUUUCUUGACAAAAAGAAUCUGAAGAAGUUGGAGCAGAUGAGGAUAGAUGCAAGAACACCACUUUACCCAAGUUGCAGCGUGUCUAAACUUGAAGCAAAUCUGAUGCUAUUGGAGAUGAAGUCUAGUAAUGGUUUGUCAGACAAGGGAUUUGAUGAUUUGUUAAGCUUAUUGCAGAAGUUGCUGCCACGCCCUAACGGGUUGCCUGAAAACACAUACCAGGCGAAGCAAAUGAUUUGCCCAAUGGGACUGGAGGUACAAAAGAUCCAUGCAUGCCCUAAGGAUUGCAUCUUGUAUCACGGCAAAUAUGAAGACUUGGAUGCAUGUCCAGUGUGCUCAGCUUCACGGUACAAAUGUCCUGAAUCAGCAUUGUCAAUGAAAGGUGACCGCAACAAACGACCACCUGCCAAGGUCGUCUGGUAUUUUCCUAUCAUUCCUCGUUUGAAACGGUUGUUUGCAAACGCGAAGACUGCCAAGCUGAUGAGGUGGCAUGCCGAAGAUCGACUCGUUGAUGGGAAUCUCAGACACCCUGCAGAUGGUUCACAGUGGAGAGCUAUCAACUACAAAUACAAGAAUCGGUUUGCAAAGGAAAUAAGAAACAUAAGAUUCGGUUUGAGUACGGAUGGGAUGUGUCCUUUUAACAUGGUGAGCAGCAAACACAGUACGUGGCCUGUAACUCUUUGCAUAUACAACCUUCCUCCUUGGUUGUGUAUGAAGCGGACCUACAUCAUGAUGCCAUUACUAAUCCAAGGGCCAAAACAACCUGGAAAUGAUAUCGAUGUGUAUUUGGAACCACUGGUGGAUGAUCUAAUGAAGUUGUGGAACGAUGGUGUCAAGGUGUGGGAUGAGUACAAGCGAGAACACUUCACUCUGAAGGCAAUGUUGUUUGUAACAAUCACAGACCUUCCCGGCCUUGGUAGCUUAGCAGGCCAAGUAAUGAAGGGUUACAAGGGAUGUGUGGUUUGUUUGGAUGAUACCGACGCAAGAUGGUUGAAGAAUAGCAACAAAAUGGUUUACAUGGGUCAUCGUAGGUUCCUUCCAAAGGCUCACCCAUAUCGCCGGAACAAGAAAUCCUUUGAUGGUACAAGGGAUGAACGUUUACCUCCCAAGUUUCUAGAUGGGAAGGAGAUAUACAAGAAGGUUAGUAAACUAAGAGUUGUACUAGGAAAGGGCAAAGGAAGUGUACCCGCUCCAGCUGAUUCGUUGUGGAAAAAAAUUCCUUGUUCUGGAGACUCCCUUAUUGGCAGGACUUGA